This is a messenger RNA of Teleopsis dalmanni, 2903 nucleotides long. It is a transcript of the gene Fas2, whose product is annotated as fasciclin-2. NCBI's taxonomy places the organism in Eukaryota, Metazoa, Arthropoda, Insecta, Diptera, Diopsidae. The record is from RefSeq and is a predicted model, not a curated record. Gene Ontology annotation, biological process: cell-cell adhesion. Gene Ontology annotation, molecular function: cell adhesion molecule binding. Gene Ontology annotation, cellular component: membrane; neuron projection; cell-cell junction.
AUGUUGCAUUUGCUGAAAUUCAACCAAGACUUGAAAUUUUUCCAAAGCAAGAAGUACAACGUAAACCAGUUGGAAAGUCUCUAAUUUUAACAUGCAAACCCAUGGUACCAGAUCCGAAUUUAGUGUCAGAUUUACAAUGGAAAGAUAAUUUAAAUAACACAAUCUUACCAAAACCGAACAAAGUCUAUUAUCCACUGUAUGAUUCCAGAGGAGUUAGAUUACCUCAAGUUACUGGCCGCAAUCAACCGCCGAUGUAUACGGAAACAUUGCCUGGCGAAAGUUUGGCACUCAUGAUUUCAGCACUCUCGGUCGAAAUGGAAGGAAAAUACUACUGCACCGCAUCCUAUGCGAACACAGAAUUACUCGAAACGAGCGUUAUAAUUAAAACUUAUGUUGCAAUAACAUGGACGAAUGCACCAGAGAGUCAAUAUCCGAUUUUGGGUGAAGACUACAUUGUUAAAUGCGAAGUUAAAGCAGACCCUAAUCCCACAAUUGAUUGGUUGCGAAACGGUGAUCCUGUGCGCUCUGGUGAUAAAUAUGUCGUGCAAACACAUGGUUUACUCAUACGUAAUGUACAAGAAUCCGAUGAUGGUACUUAUACCUGUCGUGCUGCUGUUAUUGAAACUGGUGAACUUUUGGAACGCACAAUACGCGUCGAGGUCUAUAUACGCCCAGUUAUCACUUACCUACCAAACACACUUGAAGCUGUCGAAGGAAAAUCAUUCGCAACAAACUGCACAGCAACUGGCAAGCCAGUACCAGAAAUCUCUUGGAUUAAAGAUGCAGCACAACAAAAUGUAGCCACAGCAGAUCGCUUCCAAGUAAAUGCACUCACAGGCUUACUCAAUAUAAACUCAGUUAGUCAGGAUGAUUAUGGCACCUAUACAUGCAUAGCCAAAAAUGAUGCCGGUGUUGUAGAUCAAAAAACAAAAUUGAAUGUCUUAGUGCGUCCACAAGUUUACGAAUUAUACAAUGUCACCGGUGUGAGUCAAAAAGAAGUUGCCAUAACUUGUCGCUCUAAGGGACGUCCUGCACCAGCUAUUACAUUCCGUCGUUGGGGAUCUGAAGAGGAAUACGCACCUGGGACACAAGUUGAUGAUGAACGUAUUAUACUCGAACAGCAUUUUGAUGAAGAGCGUGGCGAGAGUACUGGUACUUUACGUAUAGCACGUGCUAUGCGCACUGAUGAUGGACUUUACCAAUGUAUAGCACGUAACAAAGGUGAUACUGCUUAUAAGACUGGUCAUAUUACGAUCGAAUUCCCACCAGAUUUUACGCAUAUGAAAGAAUUGCCACCAGUAUUCAGUUGGGAGGAACGUAAAGCUAAUCUAAGUUGUCUUGCUAUGGGUAUACCAAAUGCUACCAUUGAAUGGCGUUGGAAUGGUCGUCCCAUCAAGGAUGCAUACGAUAAGAAUUUAGUUAUUGUUGGUACUGGACCACGUAGUGAUUUAAUUGUACAUCCUGUAGCACGUCACUAUUACUCGGUUUACAAAUGCAUUGCCACCAACAUACACGGUACAGCUGAACAGGAUAUACAAUUAAAAGAAGCACGCAUUCCUGGCUUUGUUGAAGCAGCUACACCACGUCAAAUAACAGCUACCACUAUUACUUUCGACAUACGUGGCCCACCUACAGAAAUCGGUUUACCCAUCAUUGCUUAUAAUGUACAAUUUAAAGAGGCUUUAAAUCCAGAUUGGUCUACAGCUUUUAACCGUAGCUGGUCACCAGAUUCACCCUAUAUUGUUGAAGGACUGAAACCACAAACUAUGUAUAAUUUCCGUUUCGCCGCACGUAAUCUAGUGGGUCUUGGUAAUUGGGGCGUUAAUUUGCAGCAAUCAACACCCAGACGUUCAGCACCCGAAGAACCUAAGCCAUUGCAUUCGCCAGUACAAAAUGACAAAGAAGAACCUGUUAUUGUAUCACCAUACUCAGAUCACUUUGAAUUACGAUGGAGUGUACCCGCUGACAAUGGUGAACCAAUAGAUUUCUAUCAGGUCAAAUAUUGUCCGGGUGUCAAAAUUGCUGGUGAAUGGACUGAAUUCGAAAAUCAAUGCAUGACUGUUGAUGUUGCUGAGACAACCACAUUCGAGAUGUCUCGUUUAAGUGGCAACACCUAUUAUCACAUCGAUCUGAGAGCACAUAAUGCCAUUGGUUUCUCAUCGCCUGCAUCAAUUAUUAUGAAGACGACACGAGGUGUUGAUGUCAUUCAAAUGGCCAAAAGACAAGUGCUUUCUUCAGCAGCAAUUGUAGGCAUUGCAGUGGGUGGAGUACUACUUCUGCUCUUCAUAAUCGAUUUGCUCUGCUGCAUGACAGUGCGUAUGGGUGUUAUGGCCACAAUGUGUCGACGAGCGAAGCGAUCACCAUCAGAAAUUGAUGAUGAAGCCAGAUUGGGCAGUGGGCAGUUAGUUAAGGAGCCACCACCAUCACCGCUACCACUACCACCACCAGUUAAGCUUGGUGGAUCACCAAUGACAUCGCCAUUAGAUGAGAAACAACCUCUGCAAACACCGACUGGCAGCAUAAAACAGAAUUCGACAGUGGAAUUCGAUGGAAAAUUUGUGCACUCACGCAGCGGUGAAAUAAUUGGCAAGAAUUCGGCAGUGUGAAUGGAAUUCUAAAAAGCUCCCAUCAACGCCAGAAUCCUGUGAAGGCAUUUAGAGUGGAAAAACGUAUUUAAAGUUAAAUUAUAGAAAAAACCGACUUAAAUAAAAAAUAGAAAAAUAGACAAAAACUAAAGCGAACAAAAUGAAGAAAAUUAAAUAUAAAAGCAAAAAAAAACAUUCAACAAAUCCACAUAAAUUUAAUGGUUUUAGACUAAGACGAACCCUCUCCAUAUGCGUUCCGAUGAAAGUACUAGAAAUAAAAUUUAUUAAAAGUCCAAAAUAGAGAAGAAAAGAAUAAUA